AUGUCGGAUGUUAAGGACACAAUCCCUCGAGGUUCUAAAAUCCUUGUGACUGGAGCUAACGGCUUCAUUGGUUCCCAUGUGGUCGAUCAACUAUUGAGCCUAGGCUACUUGGUCCGCGGUAGUAUUCGGAAGCCCAAGCCCUGGUUAAAUGAGCUCUUCGACCGAAAAUACGGCAAAGGCAAGUUCGAAACUUGCGUUGUCUCGGACCUCACCAGUGGGAUUGAAUGGGAGGGGGCAAUCAAAGAAGUCGCAGGAAUUAUCCACGUCGCCGCUGAUCUAUCGAUGAACCCUGACCCGAAUAUAACCAUUCCGCAUGCCAUAAAAGCAACAGUCAACCUUCUAAAAACAGCUUCGCAACAAGCUAUAGUUAAGCGUAUUGUUCUGACCUCAUCUUCAACCGCCGCAUACCUACCGAAGCCCAACGAAGAAGGAAUUGUGCUCACCACAGAUACAUGGAAUGAUGCUGCCAUACAAGUGGCUUGGGAUGAAAGUAUUCCUCGUGAGGGUAAGGGAUACAUUGUAUACGGGGCCUCUAAAACAGAAAGCGAGCGGGCAGCAUUUAAAUGGGUCAAAGAAAAUGAUCCUCCAUUUGUUCUAAAUACGAUCUUACCCGGCAUCACUUUUGGCAAGAUUCUUGCUCCGGAGAUACGCGGUUCAACACAGUCGUUCAUCGGGAAUAUCCUUAAAGGAGAUGGGGCAGCACUUGGGUCCCUUCCUUCACAGUGGUAUGUUGAUGUUACGGACGUUGCGAGACUACACAUUAUUGCCCUUCUCUUGCCAUCGAUAAAUUCCGAGCGAAUUUUCGCAUUUGCGGCCACCCAUACCUGGACCGAUAUCAUCAGAAUCCUACGAAAGCUUCGUCCCGAUAAUCUACUGAUUCCCCCUGAACCUGAAAAUGAACCUCGGGACUUGAGUGAUGUGGUGCCUUCUAGACGGGCGGAGCAGCUUCUUAAGAGCUACUUCAAUCGGUCGGGUUGGGUCAGUUUGGAGGGAAGCAUCGCCGAGGGUAUUUCUGGGGCAUAG
This is a messenger RNA of Penicillium verrucosum, 1023 nucleotides long. RefSeq lists its product as uncharacterized. The record is from RefSeq and is a predicted model, not a curated record. Lineage: Eukaryota; Fungi; Ascomycota; Eurotiomycetes; Eurotiales; Aspergillaceae. Gene Ontology annotation, molecular function: oxidoreductase activity, acting on the CH-OH group of donors, NAD or NADP as acceptor. The coding region runs from base 1 to 1023 and encodes 340 amino acids. The transcript is spliced from 5 exons.